Molecule: messenger RNA, 1854 nt
Organism: Acanthisitta chloris (rifleman)
Lineage: Eukaryota; Metazoa; Chordata; Aves; Passeriformes; Acanthisittidae
Product: ankyrin-1-like
Exons: 2
Coding region: 1-1854 (617 amino acids)
Biological process (GO): protein localization to ciliary inversin compartment
Cellular component (GO): ciliary inversin compartment
Molecular function (GO): protein binding
Source: RefSeq, a predicted model, not a curated record
AUGAUCAUGCAUUCCAGCAGCCUGUUUACAAAUCCAUAUGCAAUCCAAGUCCUGAGGACCAAAAAGCAAGAGCUAGUGGAAGGCAUAAACGACCCAGAGCAGCUCCUGCACUGGCUGAUAGAAAAUGGAUCUAUUUCUGAGUUGGAGAGAACACUGAAAGACAAUGGUAUCGAUGCAUUGAACUCUUCCAGUGAGACACUUCUGCAUGUUGCAGCUGCUCACGGACAUGUACCCAUCAUGGAAUAUUUGAUCAGCAAAGGUGCAAGGACAGGGGUGAAGGACAGGAAAGGCAGAACAGCUCUGCACAGAGCUGCUGAGAAAGGCCAUGGCAAUGCAGUCAAAGUGCUGCUCCGAGGCAGAGCUUCUAUGUACAGUUUGGACAUGGAAGGCAAGACACCACUUCACGUGGCUGCAGAGAACAACCACAGUCACAUACUGAAGAUGCUCCUGAAGGAAGAGGCAAGAAGCUGCAGGAACCAGCAGCACUUCUUGCACAUGGCAGCUGCUAAAGAUGAGAGUCGUCUGGCCAAGAUGCUUUUAGAGGCUGGUGCUUCCCCAGAUGGAAAGGAUGAGAGAGGACAGACUGCUCUGGGUUAUGCUGUUUCUCAGGGGGCUGAAAACACUGCAAAAGUACUGCUAGAAGCUGGAGCCACUCUUGAUUCCAGCAUGGUGGAAAGAGCCUUUAACAGCAACCACCCAUCCAUCCUCAAAACACUUCUGGAAUACUCUAAAGGUUUGCCACCUGACAUCAUGGAGGCAGCUCUUUUUAGAGCAGUGCAGAAGAACCUGCCUGGUGUUGUGGCAGCUUUGGUCAACAGAGGCACAGAUGUCAAUGCCCGCAAUGAACUGCAGUACACUCCUCUGCUGCUGGCGUGUGAAAUGGGCAAUGCGGAGUCAGCACAGCUUCUGGUGGAAAAGGGAGCAAACCUGGGAAUAAGGACUCCUGCUUCAGACACAGCUUUGCAUCUGGCAGCUCAGGCUGGAGCUGCUUCCAUCACAGACCUGCUCCUGCGCCAAGGAAUGGACCCAGAGCUCAGGAACGAAGCUGAGGAGACACCUCUCCACACUGCUGCACUCCACAACAAGGGAGCGCUCGUUGGCCUUCUGGUCAGUGCUGGGGCCAAAAUUAAUGCUGUCACCAGAGACUCUGUUACUGCCCUGCACAUUGCAAGCCAAAGAGGUAACACUGAUGUGGCCCAACAGCUGUUGCAGCACAGAGCCCAUGUUAACAUUCAGGAUAAGCAGUCAAAGUGCCCUUUACACUUUGCUGCUGAGAGGGGAGACAGAACUAUGGCAGAGAUGCUCCUGAGGGCUAAAGCUGACCCCAAUGCACAGGACAAGGAGAAGAAGACUCCCCUGCACACUGCAGCUCUGAGAGGACACCUCAGCAUCGUGGAAGUGCUGUUGGCUAACAAAGGGAGGUGUGGAGCUAAGGACAUGGAUGGCUGCACGGCACUGCACUGCGCUGCCAUGAGAGGAGACACAGAGACCGUAAAAACUCUCCUGGAGUCAGGGAGCAACAAAAACAUCGAUGGCAGAAAUGUUUGGAGAAAGACAGCCCUGCAUGUUGCAGCAGAAUAUGGACAUGGGGAGUUGAUAGAGCUCCUCCUGAGCCAUGGGGCAGCCAUCAAUGCCUUGGACAGCAGCAAGGACACUGCCCUGCACUGUGCCUGCAGGGCUGGCAACCUCCGUGCAGCAAACUCCCUUCUGAGCUGGGCACGGGGGGAAAGGGCAAAUCUGCUUGCUGCCAACAGUCUCCACAAGACACCACUGCAAGUGGCAGAAUGCAGUGAAACAAGGAAUCAGGCACAAAUUGUGAGGCUUCUGAAAAAGAAAAUGUUACUAAUGAAAUGA